AUGUGUGGAAUGUCAUCUUCAGCUAUUUGGAUGUUACGGGCGAGGGCUAACAUCGCUUCUGUAAAUAAACGGCUUAGUUCAUUGUUUUCUACAUGGAUUGAUAUUACAAUGCUUUCCAUUAAGCAAGAUAAUUUGUGUAUUGCUGGUGACAUUUUUAAAUGUAUAACAAAAUGUGAUCUAAAGUUAGUCCUUCAACAUUGUCCAAAUUUGAAUAAUAUCAAUAUUCAAGCAAUACGGGAUGAGAAUUAUUUGAAACAAUUAUCUAAAAUAGAACACCUCAGUGUUCUUACUAUAGCAAGUUCUGCAUUUAAUUCAUUGAGUUUCUCAUGCCUUAAUACAUUAUGCAUGAAAAAACUUCGCAAAUUAUGCAUAUUACAACGUUAUGAUGAAUUAAAAACCAUACAAAAUAUACUACGACAAAAUCAAUUAAUGCGAAUUAUUACUGCGCCAUUAGUUUCCAUACAACUUAGUGGCAUUGUAUUAAAACCAAACAUUUUCAAUGAAUUAUGUAAUGCAUUGAAAGAAACUCUCAGUGAGUUACUGAUUUGUGGUGCAUUAUGUAAUCCACCAGAUUUUGAUCAGUAUAUCACAUCAAUUGGAACAUUAAUUCAUCUAAAAAUACUCGAUAUUCCACCAUCAUUAUUCUCGUGCUGUCAUCGUGCAUUACCACAAAAAAUGUUUAUUUUAAAAACAUUAAACCUAAAAAAGAUCUCCGUUUAUGUGCAUUACUAUAGCGCACCAAAUAUUGCUCAAUUUUUGAGUACAAUGCCAAAAACAUUGGAAGAAUUAAUAAUAUUUCGUACCACUGAACUUGAUCAAACGACAUGGUCAAGAGAUUUUGAAAAAUUACCAUAUAAGGUUUAUCUAUGUCGUCUUGAUGAUGUAAUUUUUGAACAAUCAUGGAUGUGUGAUCGUAAUGAACUACUUAGUCAUACAUUAUGGUUACCACCAUACGAUCAUGUUCAUAAUUUCUCGAGAUUAGAUAUUCCGGCUGAAUGGUAUCAAGAUGUGUUUAGUACUAUUAAGGAAAUGAAUAAUCAGGAAGCUGUUACUACUGCUCAAUCAAAUUCUGUUUCAACUAGUCGAAGUGAAUUUGUUAAUUUAUCUCCAAGCAAUGAAGAUGCAGCAGUUACGAGUAAUAUUAGUGCACAAACAGUCCAAUCUUUUGUGGAAGACGGCCGAGGAUGA
Molecule: messenger RNA, 1188 nt
Organism: Brugia pahangi
Lineage: Eukaryota; Metazoa; Nematoda; Chromadorea; Rhabditida; Onchocercidae
Source: the annotation of a GenBank genome assembly